GGAAGCACAGCAGUGUUAUGAUGCUAAUGGUGUGUCAACACAUCAGGACUUAGGUGGGAAUUGCAAAUGUUGGGGGAAAAUAAGAGUAACAGAGUCCUAUUAAUAUUUUUUUAGGGGACAGCUGAAUACAAGUAAGAAAUAGUGUCUUUGUGAACAGGCUGGCAUAAAGUUAACACGUUAGCAGGACAAGCAAACGGACUCAUACUGCUAACUUAAGCUACGUUGGUCUUCCACAACUGGACAGUUAGCAAGCAGGCUAAUUGGCUGAUUCCCUGUCUACUUCGGUCCUGACGAGACGGGAGAGAGAUGUCGUGCAGUUUAUUGGAGUUUUGUCGGCUCCAAGAGCUCAAAACGGUCACGGACUACUUGUUCCAGAGCCAGAAAACCAAGCCAGCGGAAGAGAAGAAUCAAACAGAAAAUGAGCUGUCUUGGGACACCUCUGAGUGGGAGUCGGCAUGGGACAGUGGCGACAACAAAGAGGAGGAAGCUACUUCUGCCACAACGGCUUGUCCUUUUGUGGAGGAGGAGACCACAGGGCAGAGUGGAACCUGGCUGCAGGACUGUGUAGUGUCCCUGUCACCCUGCUCCGACCUGCUAGUAGUGGCCCGCGAACACAAGGCUGUCUUUUUCUCAGCUAAGUGGCGUUCGGAUGACAGCGGCAGAGAGGAGAUGACCCUGGCUGUGUCUUGGACUGGAACCCUCAGCACUGACGAAGGAGAAUGUGUGAGCAGUUGUAUCUGUAUACCACUGGCAAGCCAGAAGAGAAGCUCCACAGGACGGCCUGACUGGACAUGUGUAGUAGUGGGUUUCACUUCUGGCUAUGUCCGCUUCUACACAGAGAACGGGGUUCUUCUCCUGGCUCAGCUGCUGCAUGAGGACCCUGUAUUGAGGCUCAAGUGUCGCACAUAUGAGAUCCCUCGUCAUCCUGGAGUAUCUGAGCAGCAUGAAGAGUUAAGCAUCCUCUACCCUGCUGCUCUGGUCACCAUCGAUGGCUUCAGCCUCUUUCAAUCUCUGCGCGCCUGCAGGAACCAGGUGGCGAGAGCGGCAGCAGCAGGUAGUGAUGUGAUCCAGCCUCCUCCCCUGGCCUAUAAGAAGUGGGGUCUGCAAGACAUGGACACCAUUGUGGACCACAGUAGUGUGGGCAUUAUGACACUGUGUGUGUUUGACCAGAUGAAGAAUGCAUCUAUCUUGGGGGGGUUUAAUGCUUCAGUGAAGGGCAGCCCCCCCGCCAUGAGCCAGUAUGUCACUGUGGGAGGUGGGCCAUUCACAGGCUUUUACUAUGCUGUAGAGGGAAGCUCCCAGCCUCUCCUCUCUCACGUGGCUCUGGCUGUGGCCAGUAAACUCACCUCAGCCCUCUUCAGUGCUGCCAGUGGAUGGUUAGGUUGGAACAAGAACAAGAAUGAAGAGGAGGCUGUUCAGAAACAGAAGCCCAAGGUGGAGCCUGCAACGCCCUUGGGGAUCAGAUUUGGUCUCCCAGACUCUCGUCGGCACGGCGAGUCCAUCUGUCUUUCCCCCUGCAACACACUGGCUGGGGUGACGGAUGACUUUGGUCGAGUCACACUGCUGGACUUGGCCAGGGGCAUUUCCAUUCGCAUGUGGAAAGGUUACCGAGAUGCUCAACUGGGUUGGCUGCAGGUUCCAGAGGAGCGAGGUGAUCGGGAGUUCUCCCCCUCUGCCGCCCUCCCCAGACGCCAUGCUCUGUUCCUGGUCAUCUACGCCCCCCGCAGGGGAAUCCUGGAGGUGUGGGGGAUGCAGCAGGGCCCUCGAGUUGGAGCCUUUACUGUGGGCAAACACUGCCGGUUGCUGUAUGCUGGCUACCGUCUGAUGGGGGUGAACAGUGUGACCAGUCAGGGCUGGAAGCUCCACACCCAGCAGGUGUGUCUGCUAGAUCCCAUCACAGGAGCAUUGAGGACAGUGAACAUCCCCUUCCACCUAGCCCUCAGUGACAAGAAGAGCGAGCGAGCCAAAGAUAUGCACCUGUUAAAGAGACUGACUACUAUACUAAGGAGCAGAGAGGUGGAGCCUGAUAUUUUGGAGAGAGAAGCCAAAAGUGUGCUGCUGGAUAUCAAACACCCUGCCAUUAAGAAGCAGGCUUUGGAGUCUCUGCUGUCAAAUAAGAAUGCUCCUGUCUCAUGUCUUACUAACAUCACAUGUGCCUUAUAUGACACUCUGAAGCAACAAGACCCUGAGGAAGUGGAUACAGCAUUACUCCAGCUCUGCUCUUCACAGCUGAAACUGCUUCAGCUCUACACUGACAUCCAGCAACUGCAUUCUGCUACAGACAUAGAGGCCUGCUCUAAAAAUCAGGACUCCCUCGAAGGCAUAGAGGAUGAAUUGUCCCGUGUUGGCCUCACCUUGCAACGCUAUGCCCAGCUCACCUCGAGACCCAGUGUUUCCUUUGCCCAGGACUCACCUGACUCACCCCUGCCGGCCCAGGCCUUUCUCUCCCAGAUGGAGUGCACCGAGGACGGGGAGUUGAGGGUGAUCCGGGGGUCUGAAACUGAAUGGAAUCAGCUAGGGAAUUUUAUGUUCUGGGGUUGUCUGUGUGGAAAAAGCCCACUCCAUAAAGUCUGUGACACACUAAAGCAGGCUGGCAUCAGUCCACAGCAACUACUGUCUCUCUUGCUAAGUGUGUGGUUGCAAAGAGAGAAGGAGGUGCUACAGAAACCAGAAGAAACUGUUCGAAACCUACACACACUACUCAUCGCCUUCAGCAACAUGAAAGGUGCAGUUGAGGAGUCUUGGGACCCCCAGUCUAUCUCCCCAUGGUGGCAGCAAGUUCGCUGUACAUGCAUCCAGUCCCACAAUGCUGCCGCUGCUCUGCUGGCUGCCUUCGUUGCUCACCGUGCUGCUAAGGGUAGCAUCACAAGCCGGGCUGACAGCAAGUUGCAGUCAGAGUGGGAGGCGGUGUCCCUAGAGCUGGAGCAGUGGGUGGUGUGUGUUCGCCAGCUAGAGGAUGUGCUGGUGUUGCAGACUCUGCUGUUGGUGCCUCCUCCUCAGGGAGCAGCGGGGGGCGCUGCAGCACAGUGCUCCAUCAAAACGCUGCUGGAGGGAGGCACAGGUGGCAUUGCCGACAGUGUCUCCAAGUGGGUGUUCAGGCACAGCUUGGCCCCCGAGCGACUGAAGGAAAUUCUCCAAAAGAGAGAAGACAAACUAGAGCAGAAGGCAGGAGAAGAAGGAAAGCAGCAGGAGGAGAAGAGCCAAGAGGACACAGACAGAACAGCAGAGCUGUUGGUGGCAGUGUGCCAGCGGUUCCCACACUCCCUCUCACCUGACUUGCUCUUCGCCCACUGCUGCUGGGAAUAUGUAGUGCAGUGGAACAAAGACCCUGAGGAGGGCCGAUACUUAUGCUGGGCUGUGGAACAUCUGAAGCUGGUCUCCAGUCCACAUAUCCAACUAGGUAUUUCUUCAAUGAUGUGGAGUACGUUCAUUGUCAAGCGUGUCUCAGCAGCAGCCUUCCUCAUGGAGAAGGUGGGGAAAGCACCCAAAGAUCGCUUAUGUCGACGGGAUGUCGGGAUGGGAGACAAAGCCGUGACGUCUUUCCUGGGCUGCUGUGUCCAGCUGCUGCAGAUCCUCAUGGAGGUGACUGGAGUAUUGGUUAAAAAUCACUACCCUUUGUCUUUUAUAAAUGACUAUGCGGACUCGGCGGUGGAGGAGGUUUCCGCUCCGGAGCUGUCCGUGGAGGAGGCUUGGUGCGGGGCAGAGGGCCCCGCGUCCAUAGCUGAACUUGCCCUGGAGCAGAGAGGCGUCCACUACCCCUUGGUGCAACACCACUGCCUGUUAGCCUCCCUGCUACAUGCUGCUAUGACCUUCAGCCUGAAGGUCAAACCUCUCAGCCUGUUUGACAGCAAGGGUAAGAAUGCUUUCUUCAGAGAUCUGACGACCAUCCAGCUGAUGCCCAGUGGAGACAUGGACCCAGGCCUGGUCUCACUACGACAAGAGUUCCUCCUCCGUGUGCUGAGCAGCUGGGUGCAGGCUAUAGAUGAUCCUCCCAGCUCAGCCUCUGGCACCAAGUCCCCUCUACCCUCUAGUGGCCCCAAGGCUGACUGGUGGCCCUCGCUGUGUCUGGAGCUGGGCUCCCUGCUGCAGGUCAACCCCGACAUCCUGAGACGACACCUCGUCUGCGAGCUCUACAACCAGGGCCUGGACCUCCGGGCUGAAGAGGUGAUGUUAGAGGUGGAAGAUAAGGAUGUGCUGGGCUCCCAGCUGCUGGUGCUGACUGGCCAGAGACUGAGCUACUCACUGCUCCACAGCCAGAGCCAGACCCAGGCUGCCAUGGAGCUGCUGGCCCGCCUGCCCCCCACCCUCUGCACAUGGCUCAAAGCUAUGGACCCGAGCGAGCUGCGGUGCCCCCUGGUCCCCCUGCCCCAGACCAGCAGGCUGGUUGGCCGUCUGAUUGAAAUCCUUCCUGAGAACCACGGCCAGUACAGCCUGGCCCUGCACCUUCUGGAGGCUGUGGAGGCCCUCAACACUGAGGACUGACCCUGAGAUGGAGAGGGCGGUGGAGACACCUUUUGGAGGCAUGACCAUAGUGGGCAGAUGGAGAGACAAGGAAGGAAAUAAAAUAAAAUUAAAAAAUCAUGAAAAGAAGAAGGUUGGGAUGGAGGCAGAGGUGUUAUAUGGUCACUGCAGAAAGACACCCCCCCAUGAUGAAUGGCCUUCUCACCCUCUUUCGUCAUUGUCAUGGAGAUUUUGUGUUUUGUUAUUCAGCUCAUGUUAAUAUGAUAAAUUCGUCCUCACAACUUAAUUGUACAAGGCAGUGAUAUAUAGAGUGGAUAUGAUAGGCUUUUAACUUUUUUUAAUCAGUCAUAUUUUUGCGCAUGUAACAUAUAUAUUAUAUUGAAUACUUACUGAAGAGUAUUGCGGGUUUAUGAGAUGGCUAUUAAGGAAUGGGGCAUGUCUUUUCUUUGUCACUUCACCUUCAUUUUCAAUCUGAUUGACUUUAAAAAUCAGACGUCAGUGUGUGGGUGUCCUAACUUUGUGCCAUAUCAGAGUUCUGUUUGACGUUUCUCCUUCCUCUUUCCCUCUCAUGGACAAGAGAUGUAUCAUAAAGAAAUAUGGACCUUGAUUUUUAUUUAUAUAUGCAGACAGUACUUUACUAGCUGUGCCUGUACACCUCCUAGUCUGUAGUCCUACGUCCAGCGGCUCCUACUAGGCUGAUCCAAUGCAGAAUAAAGGGGUUUAUCAAAG
This is a messenger RNA of Siniperca chuatsi (mandarin fish), 5190 nucleotides long. It is a transcript of the gene rab3gap2, whose product is annotated as RAB3 GTPase activating protein subunit 2 (non-catalytic). Gene Ontology annotation, biological process: regulation of GTPase activity. Bases 307 to 4482 code for a protein of 1391 amino acids. The record is from RefSeq and is a predicted model, not a curated record. The transcript has 35 exons. Lineage: Eukaryota; Metazoa; Chordata; Actinopteri; Centrarchiformes; Sinipercidae.